This is a messenger RNA of Caenorhabditis remanei, 1026 nucleotides long. RefSeq lists its product as uncharacterized. Bases 1 to 1026 code for a protein of 341 amino acids. The transcript has 6 exons. NCBI's taxonomy places the organism in Eukaryota, Metazoa, Nematoda, Chromadorea, Rhabditida, Rhabditidae. The record is from RefSeq and is a predicted model, not a curated record.
AUGUCUAACAUGCAUCCUAGAAACGUGAACGAUCAACCAGGACAAAGUGGGAAUAACGGACCAGACCCUUCUCAAAAUCCAAUGCCUCAACCACCUUCACUGUGGAAUCCUAAUUCGUGGAACCCUUGGGGAGUCCAACAAUCGGGAGACCAAUGGGUACCUCCAAAUGUGCAACAAAACGUGACGCCUGGCUACCCCAUUCCCCCACAGAAUCGCCCAAAUCCUCAAUUUGCUGAUGUUGUUGGUGGACCAAUGAUAUCUCACGCAGGAAGCGGGCCGAUGGGUCAUCCCCAUGGACAAGAUCCAAACUACUAUCAGGACAUUCAACAGAGAAAUCACUAUCCUCCACUGCAGAGGCUUUUCUCUGGUGAAUUCAAUCCUCUUGUCGAUCGCAACCAACCUCUUGGAGAUCUCAAUCCGAGAGGCGCUUUCAUCCCAACUCAACACUCAAUGUACCAGAAUCCAUGGAAUGCACAACAGAAUCCGCCAAUGCAAUACAAUUAUCCGAAUGAGCCCCAGAGAUUUCUAGCUAAUCCUGUCCCGAUGCAGCCAAUAUACGAUAGAAACCAUUAUGGUCUGCCAGCUGGAAUACAGGCGCAAAAUGAGAUAUCUCUUGGUGGAGCUGAAUUUAGUCAACAUCCUACGAGUUCAAGAAGUCAACUCAACCCCGGAACUGUCUAUUCAUUUAUCGAAUCUCAUAUUAAAUCAGCUGAAUUUAAACGCGAGAAGGCUCUGGAAAUUGUGAAGAAGUUGGAAAAGCCUCUGGAAGAGGGAGAAGCUAUAGAUAAAAACGAACUCGCUGCACAGUUCAAAAAGUGGCAGGAUAAUUCAAAGAAAAGACGAAAAUUCCGUGAUACACUUGGAAUAGACAGAGGAUAUCUAUUAGCAACAGCCAUCUCCCAAUACGAUUAUGUAGAUCAGCGAAUGGCAUGCUUACGAUUGCACAAUUGGUUGAAGGAAAAUGAGAGAGAGGCGAUGUUAGUGUACCAUGAAGAAGUGAGAGAGGCAUGGUACGGAGCAAUUUAG